This is a messenger RNA of Raphanus sativus (radish), 444 nucleotides long. RefSeq lists its product as uncharacterized. Bases 1 to 444 code for a protein of 147 amino acids. Gene Ontology annotation, molecular function: nucleic acid binding; RNA-DNA hybrid ribonuclease activity. NCBI's taxonomy places the organism in Eukaryota, Viridiplantae, Streptophyta, Magnoliopsida, Brassicales, Brassicaceae. The record is from RefSeq and is a predicted model, not a curated record. The transcript has a single exon.
AUGGACGCAUCAUGGAUUCAAGAAUGCGCUGUGUUUGGUGUAGGUUUUGUCUUAAUGCGAGGCAACAGGAGGAUACUCAUGGGGACGAAGAACGGCAGGACGGUGCCAUCGGCCUUAUAUGCAGAAGCGGAGUGCUUGGAGUGGGCGAUGAAGACGAUGAUCAGAGAAGGAUAUACUUCGGUCCACUUUGAAACCUACUGUGUGCAACUAGUAAAGCUGGUACAGAAGGUGGAAGACUGGCCAGCAAUGGCUGAGAUUAUAGAAGAAAUCACGAUCACCUCUAGAAGCUUUGUAUCUUUCUCUAUCACGCAUCUACCUCGGGGUAUGAAUAAACGAGCUGACUGUUUUGCGAAAGCAGCCAGGGCUCGGUCUGAUACUUUUUCUCUCGUUUUUGUCGAGACUCCUGUGUGGCUUGCUUCAGUAGCUAGCCUUUUGGAGAGCUAG